UCUCUUUGUAGUUUGUGUACUACUACUACUGCUACUGCUACUGCUACUGCAUCUUCUCCCCCAAUCCCAAACCCUAACCCUAACCCUGAUCUCUGCUGCGCUAGAAUGAGAAGAGCUUUUUUGGCAGAGGAUGGGGAAGGGAAGGGGCUGUUGAUUUCGAAUUUGGGUUGAUUUGGAGCGAGAGGAGUGCGAUUUCGAUUUGGUUCGGAAUUUGGGGAUUUUGGUGGGGGAAUGGCGUCGUCGGAGGGGGUCUUGUUGAGGCGGCACGGGACGAGGCUGAGUGAUACGGGUUUGGCCUCGAGGAAGGCGGAGGAAGCAGCGACGCGAAGGUAUGAGGCGGCGGGGUGGCUGAGGAAGAUGGUGGGGGUGGUGAGUGCGAAGGACUUGCCGGAGGCGCCGUCGGAGGAAGAGUUCAGGUUGGGUUUGAGAAAUGGGAUGAUUCUUUGCACUGUACUCAAUAAGAUCCAUCCUGGUGCAGUGCCAAAGGUUGUUGUGAAUCCAGGAGACUCAAUUGUUCAACCGGAUGGAGCGGCACUAUCCGCUUACCAAUAUUUUGAGAAUGUAAGGAAUUUCCUUGUUGCUAUUCAAGAGAUUGGUCUACCAACUUUUGAGGCAUCUGACUUGGAGCAGGGAGGAAAAAGUGGCAGGGUUGUAGAUUGUGUUCUUGCAAUGAAGUCCUAUGGUGAGUGGAAACAAAUGGGUGGAAAUGGUUCUUGGAAAUACGGCGGAAAUCUCAAACCUUUAGUCUCAGUGAAACCUUUCUUUAGGAAGAAUUCCGAGCCUUUCAAGAAUUCCUUAUCAAGGAGUCAGUCAAUGAAUGAUAGUGACGGUUUAUCCGCAGAGCAUAAUUUAUGUGGAGAUGUUGUUUCAGUAGAAUCAAAUGAAAUGGCUACUUCGCGUCCUCUCAAAAUGCUCGUUAAUGCAGUUCUUUCAGACAAGAGGCCGGAAGAAGUUCCAUUGCUUAUUGAGUCAAUGUUAAGUAAGCUUGUGGAAGAAUUUGAACAACGCCUAUCUUGCCAAAAUGAGAUGGUGAAGACAGCUCUCAAGAGUGUUCCAGAUGGCAGCAAAUCCUUUUCCAAAUCAAAAAUUUCAACAGGAGCCCCUUUGGCUUCUUGUGAGAAGAGGAUGGAUGCAGAGGAUAACUUCACGAAGCCAAAGAAAGAGGGUUGCUUUCGUAAGCCCUUGAGAGAUGAAGAGGCAUCAAAAGAAAAGGUUUUGAAGCAGUGUAUGAUUUUUGAACGACAACAGAAAGAUAUUGAGGAACUUAAACGAACUCUUAGAACAGCCAAAGCUGGAAUGGAAUUCAUGCAAAUGAAAUACUCUGAGGAAUUCUCUAAACUUGGAAAGCAUGUGUAUGGCCUUGCUCAUGCUGCUUCAGGUUAUCAUAAAGUCCUAGAAGAGAACAGGAAGUUAUAUAAUCAAGUUCAAGAUCUUAAAGGAAGUAUCCGAGUUUACUGCCGUGUGAGACCCUUCUUACCUGGACAAUUGAAUAGUAGCACUGUUAGUUCUAUCGAUGAUGGGACGAUAACGAUCAUCAACUCUUCGAAGUAUGGAAAGGAAGGGCGUAGAUCGUUUACCUUCAACAAAGUUUUUGGCCCUUCUGCAACACAAGAUGAGGUCUUUUUAGACACCCAGCCACUGAUUCGAUCUGUCCUUGAUGGUUACAAUGUUUGCAUAUUUGCAUAUGGCCAAACAGGAUCAGGGAAAACUUAUACAAUGAGCGGACCCAGGAUUUUGAAUGAACAAACCCAGGGUGUAAAUUUCAGGGCAUUGGGAGACCUAUUUAAACUUGCAGAGCAAAGAAGAGGCCUUUUUUCUUAUGAAAUCGCCGUCCAGAUGAUCGAGAUUUACAAUGAGCAAGUGAGAGACCUACUUGUUAGUGAUGGCCUUAACAGAAGAUUAGAAAUUCGGAAUAAUUCUCAGAAGGGACUAAAUGUACCUGAUGCUAACUUGGUCCCUGUUGCAUCAACAUCUGAUGUAAUGGAGCUAAUGAGUCUUGGGCAGAAGAACCGUGCUGUUGGUGCUACAGCACUUAAUGACCGCAGUAGCCGUUCGCAUAGUUGCUUGACUGUACAUGUUCUAGGAAGAGAUAUGGCAACUGGAAAUAUUCUUCGAGGCUGCAUGCAUUUAGUCGAUCUUGCAGGCAGUGAAAGGGUAGAUAAAUCAGAGGUCACCGGAGAAAGGCUUAAGGAAGCACAACAUAUAAACAAAUCCCUUUCAGCUUUAGGGGAUGUGAUAGCUUCUCUUGCCCAAAAGAACUCACAUGUACCUUACAGAAACAGUAAACUUACUCAACUGCUUCAAGACUCUCUUGGAGGACAAGCAAAGACGUUGAUGUUUGUCCAUAUUAGUCCUGAGAUUGAUGCGAUUGGGGAAACAAUUAGCACACUAAAGUUUGCCGAGAGGGUCUCUACAGUGGAACUUGGUGCUGCUAGAGUAAAUAAAGAAAGUAAUGAAGUGAGAGAACUCAAGGAGCAGAUAUCUUGCCUCAAAUCAGCCUUAGCAAUGAAAGAGGCAGGAUCGGAGCAUCUUCAGAACACAAUUCCAACUCCUGAACACAGUAUCAGGGCAUCAUCACCUGUAUUUUCAAAUCCUGAACACAGUAUCAGGGCAUCAUCACCUGUAUUUUCAAAUCGGCGGAAUGGUGGAGAUUAUUUAAGUGGUCAAGCUAAUUACAGGCAACCAAUGGAGGAUGUUGGAAACAUAGAGGUUAGGAGUAAUCCUCCAUUAAGGCAAAAGAAGCCGAGCUUUGACCUGCAAGAAUUAUUAGCAACUGAUCCUCCUCCUUGGCCCGAUACCAGCCCCAAAGUAAAUUUCCAGAUAGGAAAUGAUAAAGAAAUGGUUUUGGGAGAGUGGGUGGAUAAGGUUAUGGUGAACAAACACGAGCAGAGUGUGAGAGAUGAGAACCCCAUGGAAGAUUGGGAAAGAGAGGGUGCACCAUUGCCCGACUUCUUUUACCAGAGAUACUGUUCUGACACUAGAGCUUAUUCAGAUCAACUGUAUCACAGAAAUGCUGCGAGGAGAAAAGAGAGCCAUGAGAUUGAGGUGCAAAGAACUCGAUUCUAUUCGUCUGUUGCUAAUGAUGAUUCGGACGAGCUGGAUAUCGCGACGAGUGAUUCUUCGGAAGCAGACAUGCUGUGGCAGUUCAAUUUCCCAAACAUAAAUAGCUCCGGAAAUGAGGGAGGGUCGAUGAUUAAAAAGCCUCAGAAAAAGACAACAAAGAGCCCAGAUAUAAGGACUCCCGUUCACACGCACAUACCAUCGCCGUCGAGAAAAAUGUCGAAUGGGUCUAACCGCUCCGGGAGGCAGCUCUCUAGUGGUGGGGACGGCAAAAGGACUGCAUCAAGUGGGAAAAUGGGUAAUAUGAAGUGAACUCUGCUAUUUUAUUAUGAUGGUUUGUGUUUUUUUCUUUCUUUCUUUUCUUUUUCUUUUUUCGUGUUUUCGUCUAAGAUUGGCAUGAGAGAUUGAGCCUCGGUCUCUCAAGUUCUUGAUGAGUGGCAAUAAUCCAAUUUGCUUGUUCUGGUGUGAUUAGUGGUGGUGGUGGUGGUGGUGAUGGUGGUGAUCUCAACUAAUGCCAAGAGGUGGUGGGAGAUCAUCCACCCUCUCUUUUUUUUUCACUUCUUCUUUGGCAGUGUUGAGAGUACUGAGAAAGCAAUUCUUUAUGUGUCCUGUUUGUAAAGAAAAGGCAAAUAGAAGAAUAAAUAAAAAAGAAAAAGAAAAAGAAAAAGAAGUGGCUUCUUGCUUUCAA
This is a messenger RNA of Ananas comosus (pineapple), 3748 nucleotides long. RefSeq names its product kinesin-like protein KIN-14F. The transcript has 19 exons. The record is from RefSeq and is a predicted model, not a curated record. Gene Ontology annotation, molecular function: ATP binding; microtubule binding; microtubule motor activity. Gene Ontology annotation, biological process: microtubule-based movement. Lineage: Eukaryota; Viridiplantae; Streptophyta; Magnoliopsida; Poales; Bromeliaceae. Bases 232 to 3372 code for a protein of 1046 amino acids.